AUGAAGUAUCAGCGGUUGGAGGAAGAGGAAACUUCUCUGGAGAGGCUGGCGGAGGCGCCAGCGCAGGUUUCCGGCGGCAGAGCCGCCGGAAAUGCCGCUCGGGGUACUGCUGUUUAUAGUGUUGAGGAGGGUAGUGAUGGUGGCGGUGAUUUCACCAGCAGGGCGAGCACGGGCACGAUUGGGAGGUUGGUGCAGAUACUUGCCAAGUAUGCACGGUUCAUAGGGCCCGGGAUGCUUGUUUCUGUUGCGUACAUGGAUCCGGGGAAUUUUUCAACGGCAGUGGCAGCGGGUUCGGCGCAUCGGUACCAGUUAUUAUUUUCAGUGUUGGUGUCGAACAUACUGGCAGCGUUUUGGCAAUGCUUGUGUGCCAAGCUGGGGGCGGUGACCGGGUUGGAUUUGGCGCAGAAUUGCCGCAAGUAUUUCCCGCAUAAUGUCAACGUGGUUUUGUAUGCGUUGGCGGAGAUGGCGAUAAUCGCCACGGAUCUGGCGGAGGUUGUUGGGACGGCGAUCUCGCUGAACAUACUGUUUGGGGUUCCCUUGCCGCUGGGGGUGGUUCUCACGGUGGUUGAUGUGUUGGUGGUGUUGAUGGCAUAUAACCACAGCGGGUCGUUGAGGAUGGUGCGGUGGUUCGAGAUGUUUGUUUCAUUGUUGGUGAUGCUGACGGUGAUUUGUUUUACCGUGGAGUUAUUUUCCGUGCCGGUUGGUUCUGUCAAGCAGGUGUUUGCAGGGUUUCUGCCGAGUAGAGUCGUAUUUGAAGGGGACGGUUUGUACCUUAGUCUGGCCAUUCUUGGUGCCACGGUUAUGCCGCACUCUCUGUACCUGGGCUCCGGGGUGGUCCAGCCACGUUUGCGUGACUUUGAUACUCGCAAGGGACAUUAUGUACCAAGUGAGCAGGACGUGGAGAACAACCAUUCAAAUUACAAGCCGUCUUUGGAUGCCAUCAAUGAAACGAUGCAUUACACGGUUGCAGAGCUCUUGGUGUCCUUGUUCACCGUGGCGUUAUUCGUCAACUGCUCCAUUCUCAUCGUUUCCGGGGCUACUCUAUACGGCAAGGGCGCAGACCAAUCUACUGCGGAUUUGUUUUCCAUUUACACAUUGCUGUGCGAUACUCUCUCCAAGGCCGCAGGCACCAUAUUUGUCCUGGCCCUACUCUUUUCCGGGCAAUCCGCAGGGAUCGUUUGCACCUUGAGUGGACAAAUGGUCUCCGAGGGAUUCCUCAACUGGACCCUUGCUCCAAGCGUCAGGCGGACUCUUACCAGAGCGGUCGCCAUUACUCCGUGUCUAAUCCUCGUGCUUGUCACAGGGAGAACGGGCCUCUCGGCGGCCUUAAACGCCUCCCAGGUUGUCCUUUCCUUAUUACUCCCCUUCGUUUCCGCACCGCUGCUCUACUUCACCAGCAACAAAGAAAUUAUGCGUGUCCCGCUAGAUAACAACUGCUACCACCACAUGCCCAACGAAGAUGAAAUCCCAUUGACCACCUUUGAUCUAGAAACCAACGAACAUGCACAAUCACCCUCCCCAGCGUCCCCUGCCCAUCCUGCCCCGAUCCUUUACAAAGACAUGAGCAACAGCCCCCUGACAACGGUAGUCUCCUGGUUGGUCUGGUUCUUUAUCUCUUCAUUGAACUUUUAUCUCCUGGCAUCCUUCGCCAGUGGUAAGGAUGUCCAUCUAUAA
Eremothecium cymbalariae DBVPG#7215 is the source of this 1674-nucleotide messenger RNA. RefSeq names its product divalent metal ion transporter SMF2 (gene SMF2). Lineage: Eukaryota; Fungi; Ascomycota; Saccharomycetes; Saccharomycetales; Saccharomycetaceae. The record is from RefSeq and is a predicted model, not a curated record. Gene Ontology annotation, molecular function: manganese ion transmembrane transporter activity; cadmium ion transmembrane transporter activity. Gene Ontology annotation, cellular component: plasma membrane. Gene Ontology annotation, biological process: iron ion transport; intracellular manganese ion homeostasis. Bases 1 to 1674 code for a protein of 557 amino acids. The transcript has a single exon.